Molecule: messenger RNA, 1450 nt
Organism: Myripristis murdjan (pinecone soldierfish)
Lineage: Eukaryota; Metazoa; Chordata; Actinopteri; Holocentriformes; Holocentridae
Gene: urm1
Product: ubiquitin related modifier 1
Exons: 5
Coding region: 41-346 (101 amino acids)
Biological process (GO): tRNA thio-modification
Cellular component (GO): cytoplasm
Source: RefSeq, a predicted model, not a curated record
CCGUCUGUCGUUCGCACUGCUUCCUGCGUUUGACAGCAAUAUGGCGGCGCCCAUAGCACUUCGCCUGCAGUUUGGAGGAGGCGCAGAGCUGCUUUUUGACGGCGUAAAGGAACAUCAGGUGACUCUUCCCAGCCAAUCAGAGCCCUGGGACAUGAAGCAGCUGCUAGUCUGGAUCCAACGGAACCUGCUGAAGGAGCGUCCCGAGCUCUUUGUCCAGGGAGACUCUGUGAGGCCGGGGAUCCUGGUGCUUAUCAAUGAUGCCGACUGGGAGCUGAUGGGGGAAUUGGAGUACCAACUGCAAGACCAAGACAAUGUUGUGUUCAUUUCUACUCUUCAUGGAGGCUAAAGAAACACAGAAAAACAAACACACACGCCCAACAGCUCUGUGACAGAGACACAGCCUUGUCUAUACUCCUUCGCCCCACUUUGCAACAAAAUGUCUCCCCAUUGGACGCCGUGGAUCUGUCAGCCAGCUGUGUGUCAGAUGACCCGGAGGUGAUUGAUGCUCUCCCGUGGGAAUGAGUGGAAAAUCAGAGAUGUUUACAGACUUAAAUUUUACAGACUUUUAUAUGAACCCCAAACUUCUCAGCAAGCUGCAGGAGCUCAGACUGUGGUCUCCCUGGUCAGCUUGCAGGUGUAAGUGUGUAAAUAUACCAAGAUGCUACGUCUCCCUCCACCUCUCUACUCCAGAGCUUUACGGCUGAAGAAAAUAUGUGCUCAUUUUGAGGCUCAUUUGGAGGCUGAAAAAUGCCCUCAGGUUCCUCCAGAAUGGAAUAGAAAACAAUAAAAAAAGGUCUUCUGUAGAGCAUUUUUAAUGUGCCUCCUUAAGUGUUUUGGUCCCAUUUGGUUUCAGAAUAAUUUAAAUUUCUUUCAUAUGUUUUAUUUACCAUUAGCCUCUGAUGAUUUUUUUUUCAAUGAAAUGCAACAACUUAUCAAUUAUAUUUCCCUGUUAACAGUAAAAGAAAAUAGAUUAAUAAGUACUUAAUAUCAUCAUAAUUAUUGUAAUUAUUAUUUUAGGGCAGUGCCUUGGAUCUUUGUUUUAUCCUAAUUUUUGUGUUUGUGUGGAUUACGGCCAACAAAAUUGUGACCAAAAUAAUAAACUGAAAUAUGAAAUUAAUUUUACAGCAGACCAGUGUAUUUCCACUCUGUGUCUUCCUAUGAUGUUACACUGUAGCCUGUUACACAGAGAGAAUUUAGCCCAGUAAGUCUUUUUUUUUUUUUUCAUAUGUGAGCUGGCAGGUGUUCUUUUUUCUGUCUACUCUUAUUACCUAAGCACAUUCAGUCACAGCGGCGGGAUUUCAUACAUAAAAAUUGCUUUUUUUUUUCCAACUUGAUGUACAAUUUGCCUUUCUCACAGGACCAUUUUUUGCAAAGAAAAUGGCAACAUUAGGAAUGAAAGUAGGAACAUGUAACUCUGAUCUAAUGUUUAAUAAAAGAAUUUCACUACCAA